UUAAGUAGUAAUAUCUUUCAAUUUUUUAAACAUUUUUCAACCAUACUUUCCUUUCCUAUCUUCAAAAUGCUGUUCAGGCAAAUGUAUUGAUCUCGAUUCAUUCGUGUAUCCUUUCUAAACUAUGGAAUAAAAAAGUAUUAUUUUUAAAAAAUAUAGGAAAAAUAAAUUUAUAUAGGAGGGAUAUAAAUAGAGGGUUGAUGGUUAUACAUUAAUUGUGAUUGGCAUAUAGGAAGAGAUGUCAAGCUUAUUGAAGUUAUUCAGAAGCUGUUCUGGAAAGCGACCAUCCAAAAACACUUCCUUUUCCAUACCAAUCAAAGAAAGGUCCAAUUCUUCCUCACCCUCUUCAAAGCACUUCCGCCCAAACUUGGAGGAGAUCAAAUGGGCGUUUGAGAAGUUUGACUCGAACAAGGAUGGAAAAAUCUCAUUUGAGGAGUACAAGGAAGCUCACCGAGGCUUGGCUGGAAGCAAAGAGAUCACAGACGCAGAGGCAGAGAAGUCAUUCAAGCUUGUGGAUGUAGAUGGCGAUGGAUUCGUGGAUUUGAAGGAGUUCGUGGAGCUGUACACGAUGAGCAGCGGGGAAGUGAAGGUGGGCGACAUCGAAAGUGCCUUCAAAGUUUAUGAUUCCAAUGGAGAUGGGAAGAUAAGUGCAGAGGAGGUGAUGGGGAUCAUGAAGAUAUUGGGGGAGAACACCACCUUGAAGGCUUGCAAGCAAAUGGUGAAGGGUGUGGACAUGGAUGGGGAUGGCUUUAUUGAUGUCCAAGAGUUUUCUAAGCUCAUGGGUAAGUAUUCGAGUAAGUUUCAAAAUUAAAGAACCUAAAACUAAAACCUCGGACGCCCCGUAUCCAUUUUAAUUUUUCUCGAGUGCAACGGUUGAUCUCUAGCUUAAUUUUCAAAAACAAAAACAAAAAAAUAAAAUGAUUGGAAAACGAGAGCUACACAUGUCUCUAGUUUUUAGACAAAUGAACGUGGAAAACAAAAAUUCUAAGCUAUAUUUGAAGUUUGUAUCCAAUAAUUAGGAGGAUAGUUAUAUUGUGACAAUGUUGUUGAUUAAUGUGCGACUACUAGUAGUCAUUAUGCAACGUGUAGAUUUGUGAUGUAAUUUUUGUUAAGUUGUCAACAUCUUCAAACGAUGAAGGGUUCAAUAUUGAUAUAGUGAAUUGAAAAUCUCUAUUAUAUAAGAAAAUUGAUGUCAAGAUUACUUUUAUU
Molecule: messenger RNA, 1206 nt
Organism: Cucumis sativus (cucumber)
Lineage: Eukaryota; Viridiplantae; Streptophyta; Magnoliopsida; Cucurbitales; Cucurbitaceae
Product: probable calcium-binding protein CML32
Exons: 2
Coding region: 236-808 (190 amino acids)
Molecular function (GO): calcium ion binding
Source: RefSeq, a predicted model, not a curated record